AGGUGCGCGCGGGCUGGCCGUUGGGGACGGUUGGCCGUUGGGGACGGUUGGUCCGCGCGCGUUGACAGGUGCUUCUCGGGCCGCUUCGCCGCUCCAUCAUGAGGCCGCAGGACCCGGUGCAGAGCGGCUCCGCCGCAGUGGCCGCCGCCGCGCUGCCGCCGCUGGCACUGGAGAAGCUAAAGCAGCAGGCGUGCGAGAGCGUGGAGCUGAACGCGGCGCGGCUGGGUGCGCUGAGCCACGACAUCUGGAGUCGGCCCGAGCUGGCCUACGAGGAGCACCAGGCGCACGACGCCAUGACCCGCUUCUUCUCCAGCGGGGAGCUGCCCGGCGCCGCCUGGGCCGUGCAGCCCCGCUACAAGCUGGGCACAGCCUUCCGCGCUGAGUGGGGUACGGCCGCCCCCCAUGGCCUUCGCCCCCUCCGUGUCGCCUUCCUCUGCGAGUACGACGCCCUCCCCGGCAUCGGCCACGCUUGCGGACACAACCUCAUCGCCGAGGUGGGCGCCGCUGCCGCGCUGGGACUGAAGGCUGCCCUGGAGAGCUUACCCCAGCCACUGCCUGCCGCUGUCCAGAUUAUAGUGCUGGGGACACCUGCAGAAGAAGAAGGAGGAGGCAAAAUAGACCUCAUAAAAGCUGGAGUGUUUGAUGACCUGGAUGUGGUUUUUAUGGCACACCCGUCACAAGAAAAUGCAGCCUAUCUGCCUGAUGUAGCAGAGCACGAUGUGACUGUGAAAUACUAUGGAAAAGCUUCUCAUGCUGCUGCUUAUCCUUGGGAAGGAGUUAAUGCAUUAGAUGCUGCUGUUCUUGCAUACAACAAUCUGUCUGUUUUAAGACAGCAAAUGAAACCAACCUGGAGAGUUCAUGGUGUAAUAAAAAAUGGUGGUGUGAAACCUAACAUCAUUCCUUCUUACACUGAACUAGAGUUUUACUUGCGUGCCCCUUCAGUGAAAGAUCUUUCUGUUCUGAUAGAGAAAGUUGAAAACUGUUUCAAAGCUGCAGCAGUGGCCACAGGAUGCAAAGUGGAAAUAAAAGGUGGUGAACAAGAUUACUACAAUGUGCUUCCAAAUAAAACCCUGGAGAAUGUUUACAAGGAGAAUGGAAGGAAGCUUGGAAUCGAAUUUAUCUCAGAUGACUGUGUUUUGAAUGGUUUGUCAGGUUCCACUGACUUUGGAAAUGUUACAUUUGUAGUUCCUGGGCUUCAUCCUUAUUUUUAUAUUGGCUCAGAUGCCUUGAAUCAUACUGAGCAGUACACAGAAGCUGCAGGGUCGCAGAAUGCUCAGUUCUAUGCUUUGCGCACAGCAAAAGCUUUGGCAAUGACAGCACUGGAUGUAAUUUUCAAGCCAGAUCUGCUAGAAAAAGUCAGACAAGACUUCAGACAGGUGAAACUAAGCGAAGAGGGGCAACUACAUCCAGUAGAACCAAGCAAAGAAUCUGGCCUUGGUAUAGGAGCUGCAUGUGCAUCACACUAAACUUCAGAUGUCUGUUUUCCACCUUAGUGGGGAUGACAUGAUGGAGAAACUGUAUUUGAAUGCCAGAAGAGUCUGGAUAAACAUGGUUGAAGAAAUGUGAGGGAUUUUGGGUUUUGUAACUUUGGGGUAGAAGAACAAAUAUCAUUCAAAAAUGUUUAAUUUCAUGUAGCUGUAAUGUUUGCUAUAUUAAAUGAUGAAUUUCAGAGAUAGAUCUCAAAUGCAUUGUUUUUCAGUUGCAAUGUUGAAGAGGUUUAGAUCUCUUGUGUCAGUGACUUUUCUCUGUACUCCUAUAGAUAUAUCCAUUAUAUAGGAAAAUACAACUUUUAUGUGGACAUUUUUAUUCUAAAAUUAGCAUUAUUUACUCAGUGAUGACAGACUGAAUUUGACCUGCUAAAGCAUUUCCACUUGACUACACUUUUUCUUGGAACAAGACAGAGGUGAGCAAUAGCAAUAAAGCUCCUCCUGGCAUGUGUCCACAUGCUUAAAACUUGAGUUGCCUGCAUUUGAGGAGAAGGGUAUAUGUUUGGAGGCGUGCCUGUUCUUGACAACAGUAGCUCCUAGAAAUGGAAUAGAGGGAACUGUAUGUCCAGAAGCAGAAUCUGUCAAGAUUGGAUUGUUCUGAAGUGCAUCGGCUUUACUCCUGACAGUUUUUUGGAGGUGUUGUGAAAGAAUUAUUGAUCAAAAUCAGCAACUAAAUAUUUUUUGAAAUUAAGAUAUUUAAACCAGUGUAGAGAAAGGCAUGCAUGCCGCCUUUAGAUUCUACUCUAAGACAAAACAAAUGUCCAUAUAAGGUUUUGCACCAGCUUAAUUGAUUUGAACAAUGUAUACAGUUUAGCUAAACUGGUGAAACUGUGUCCUGCAAAGGACACAAACAUUCUACCAUGGAGUGGUAAACAAAGGUAAUGUUAAACUGUCUUUAUGCAAAUUCCUGCAGGAAUAUAUGGGAAGCUUGCAGUGAAGAUCGCUUAUGCAGUCACCACAUUCUCAAACCUGUUUGUGCCCAUGUCCUAAAAAUCAGUUCUAUUUUCUAAAUCUUGACAGUCUUUUUAUAAGAUUGUUUCAUGGUUAGUUUGCCCGGUCCUUACUACCUGGCUUUCUAGUGGCUGAGAUUAGUGUUGCAAAAUAUGUCUAGAUACAGUUCUGUUUGACCAAACCUGUUAGGAGUUUUUUUAAUGGAUUUGUUAAAGGAUUGUGUGAACACAGAGAAGGAACUAAUCUUUUGGUUGGAUGCAAAUUACUGAGAUGAGGACAGACCGAGCGAAAAGCAGCUUACUGCUUAACAUUUUUCUAAGCAUAGGUAUUAAGCUUCUGAAAAGACGUCAAGCUAAACAUAUUCUCUAAGAGGAAGUCGGAGUACCUCAAAUAAUUUCUGAAGAAUUUUUAACAGCACCAGUCUCUAAAUGGUAAAUUCUAAUAAAUAUAAUAAAUUCUAAUUAAAAUUUUAAUAAAAUUGAUAUGAUAAGACAUUUUCCUGUUUUAAUGGUAAUCACUCUUCAAAAAAACAGGAUUAUACUGUAUUGUUAAAAUUUAGCUUUAACAUUUGCAACAACACUGGUCAUUGCACUGAUUGAAAUAUUUUGUGGCAGAAACUAAACCUCUUUGGUCAAAAGACAGGUUGAUUAUCUAUGAUAUAGUUGUCUAAUAAAAAUGUAAUUUAAACAGAUUCCUCAUCUUGGUUUAAUUAUGUUCUCCCUCUAUGUGUGUGUGUCUUUAUGUAUGUGUGCGCGCACUCUAACACAGACCUCCGACUGCAAGUUAAGAACUGUCAAGAGACUCUUAGAAGCAAAAAACGCAACUGGGUUGGCUUCUUUGUAUGAUGUGAUGCAGAGUGUGUAGUGCUAGUUUAAAAGGUCUGUUAUAUAUGCCUUUAACUCUGUAGUAUCAAAUAAAAUAUUUACUGUAAA
Molecule: messenger RNA, 3370 nt
Organism: Rhea pennata
Lineage: Eukaryota; Metazoa; Chordata; Aves; Rheiformes; Rheidae
Gene: PM20D2
Product: peptidase M20 domain containing 2
Exons: 7
Coding region: 99-1466 (455 amino acids)
Molecular function (GO): dipeptidase activity
Source: RefSeq, a predicted model, not a curated record